UGUACGAGUAGGGCUAGGCAUCGUUAUGAUGAUACCUCCGUAGAUGAUACUAGGAAUAGAGCAGUCUCCUACGGAGUACUUUUUACUCUUCUUUUACCUCCCUCUCUCUGUUACUACUACUCCGUACAUACUAUGCAGUAGAUACUCAAUGUACUCGAGAUCCUCGAAGCUACGAGUGCUUGGGCUUGGUAGUGGAGAAGAGUCGAAUCCGUGCCCUCGUGACCAAUAGUGAGAGACGGACCCUCAUCACCUGGGUAGAGCGGACACUACAGAAUACACAGUUGUCCAUACUUGAUACUUGAUAUAG
Aaosphaeria arxii CBS 175.79 is the source of this 307-nucleotide messenger RNA. RefSeq lists its product as uncharacterized. The transcript has a single exon. The coding region runs from base 44 to 229 and encodes 61 amino acids. The record is from RefSeq and is a predicted model, not a curated record. Lineage: Eukaryota; Fungi; Ascomycota; Dothideomycetes; Pleosporales.